UCUACCGCUGUUGCACAAACGUACAGUGUUGUACUAAUAGAUUUUUGGUGUUAACUAAGAACAGUAAUAUUUUCUUGUUGAAGCAUCAACGUGUUAUGAUGUGGAGGAUUCUUGUUGCUGGAAUAUAUAUGGUCGCCAUUGCUGUGGCGCAGGAUUACGAGGUUUCCGAUAUUCAGUGCAGCGGUGCAGGAUCAGCUGCUGAUCUUUUAACGGCAAAAAUACGAAGACCGGUCGGCUUCAAAGGGGCGCCGCUAUUCGCUGAUGAUCGAGCCGCCGAUCCAUUAACUGAUCUUCACUGUCAGAUAAGACCGGAUCCGAACGAUCCUCAGGAAGACAAUUAUUUUCUGAAGGUGACCGAUUUCUCGCGAUGCGGUAUUCUGAAGAGGAACGGAUUCAUACAUUUGCGUGUUUGGUUUCCUGCGUUUCCUGGAGUCGUCAUGCUGGCGGAUCAGGAAUUGAUCCUCAUGUGCAGACCACCUGAACCGACGCUGCUGAGACAUAAGGCAGCUGGAUUUGCUGGGACUUUUCCACAUGGUGCCAGAGUGUCAGGGGUCGUUGAGGAGACUCCAGGGCGUUUGGAAUACGAAGUGGCACUGUACCGUGAAGCAACUGGCAAUGCGACAGACAGUAGUUCAAAUUCACAGACAGUUGAUCAAGCUGUGCCAAUUGGUACGAAACUUCAGCUCAGGGCACGAAUAAGUUCAGAGAGUGCUUGGGGUUAUAUAAAGUUACUGGAGGUCACUGUAAGUCCGGAUCCUGAUCAGCCUCAUGCACCAGGAAGCGUGACCCUCGUCAAAGAUGGUUGUAGAAAUCGUGACUUUGCAUCGAUCAUUCCUCAUCAACCAGCAAGAUACAGAGAGAGAAAAAAUGAAGUUUUUCUUGAUUUCGAAGCUUUCUUGCUUAGUUCCAUGAGAGAAAGAUCUACACUUUGGAUUCAUUCCCAGAUCAAGGCUUGCAUGGAGCCGCAAGACUGUCAACCAGAUUUUUGUCUGGAUCUAUUUGAACCCUCGGGUCAUGGCAAGAAGAAGAGGUCAACCAAAGAGGACGAUGGCGGAAGUAAACAUUUUUUGCCACGAGUUGAACGGCUCGUUCAGAAAUACAAUGAUUCAACGCCAUUUACAAAAUUCAAAGAAAAUAUUGAGUACACUGUUAUGAUGCCUGGUGAAUUGUAUGAUAAAGUAGCAGCUGGCCUUGAAGGUAGCUGUGGAAAUUUUCUCUACGUUGCUACCGGACUUGGGGGACUUCUGAUGCUCUCAGCUUUUAUAAUGUGUUACUUGGCGUCGCGUCUUCAUAGUAUCUCUUCGUCGAUUCCUCAAAAUAAAAGCAUUGACGAAUUGGUGCGCGAACGAGCCCGGAAGUACUGCGAAGUCACACCCGGAUAUACGGGACGUUCUACGGUUCAAUAAGUUAUUGAGACUAGAACAGCCUUGUCAAGGUUGAAUUUUGUAAAAUUAUUAUUUAUAUACUUUUUAAAUCUACAAAGGAACCUUGUACCUGUCGGCAAUGCAUAUACAUAUAUAACCUUGCCUACGAGUGCAGAUUCUUAAAUUUAAAUAAUUCUCGCGCAACUAUCAUUGGAACGAGAAGGAAUCAAAGCUUCGCGAAUUGCAUAGUUUUAUACAGGGUGUUCCGAAAUUACCUGACCAACGGGAUAUGGCGGUGUUCGGGAGACACCACUGAUCACGAAAAUGACCUUCCUUUUCUCCGGAAGGUCAUUGUUUUUAAAUAGGAGCAGGUU
Messenger RNA from Cephus cinctus (wheat stem sawfly), 1738 nucleotides. RefSeq lists its product as uncharacterized. Lineage: Eukaryota; Metazoa; Arthropoda; Insecta; Hymenoptera; Cephidae. The record is from RefSeq and is a predicted model, not a curated record. The transcript has 6 exons. The coding region runs from base 96 to 1406 and encodes 436 amino acids.